Messenger RNA from Colletotrichum higginsianum IMI 349063, 1632 nucleotides. RefSeq names its product Helix-loop-helix DNA-binding domain-containing protein. The transcript has a single exon. Gene Ontology annotation, biological process: regulation of transcription by RNA polymerase II. NCBI's taxonomy places the organism in Eukaryota, Fungi, Ascomycota, Sordariomycetes, Glomerellales, Glomerellaceae. The record is from RefSeq and is a predicted model, not a curated record. The coding region runs from base 1 to 1632 and encodes 543 amino acids. Gene Ontology annotation, molecular function: protein dimerization activity; DNA-binding transcription factor activity, RNA polymerase II-specific; RNA polymerase II cis-regulatory region sequence-specific DNA binding.
AUGGCACAACACGGCUUCGGCCAGUUUAACGGCGCCCACGGUGGCGGCGGGAGCAUCGAUCCCAAUGACCUGGCCAUGGGCGGAAACUAUGGAUCAUCCUACUCAAACAACUAUAACUCGAACUCAAACUCUGCGAACAACCCAAGCGGCUUCUCCAGUGGUUCCGCCCUCUUCGGCGACGACGAGCUCCUCGAUGGUCUUGGAAGCCCGACUGAGGCCCAGCCCGGCAUGCAUGGUCAUGGCCAAGACUUUGCCGGCGGGAUGUCGGACAUGGGCAUGGGCUUCAACCAGACCAUCUACGGUUCUCACCACGGCUUGGACCAAAACCAUAUCAACGGCUACUCCAACACUCCAGACGGCGAUCCAAUCCAGAGCCCCUUCGUUCACAGUUUCAACAACUCGCAGUUCGGGCAGAUGCACCACCGCCAGGCGCUCGGCACCUCGCUUCAAUCUCCCAUAUCCUACUCCGGCUCACCUUUGGCUGGUUCGGAGCUGACUGGUGAGGCUGCUGACGCCAACUACCUCAACGCUAAAAACCGAGCUAGGAUGGCUCAGGCGAUGCAACGGAAGAGCUCCUCAACCAAUACCCGCAGCCCCAUGACUCCCAAGUCGGCAAUGCACUCCGUGCCCAUGGCGACACAGGAGUCUUCCGGCUUCGGCGCUCAGUCUAUCCGGACCCAAGGUAUCCACGAGAAGUCACCCUCUGGAGGCCAAUGGAUGCAGACCCCUGCGGGCAGCAUGGCAGCGUCGUAUGGCUCCGGUUUCUCGUCGCCUAUCCAGCCCGGGCUUGCUCAGCUCAACGAAGUUAUGAUGAAGGGUGGCACUUCGAUGCCUGCAAAGCUUGGUGUCCAGCCUGGCGGUGCAGUUUCGUCUCAGGAGAUGAAACGAAAGCGGCGCAGAGAGUCCCACAACCUAGUCGAGCGACGUCGACGAGACAACAUCAAUGAGAGAAUCCAGGACCUUAGCCGACUGGUGCCUGCGCAUCGCUUGGAGGAUGAGAAGAUUCGCAAGAUGAUCCAGAACGGUACCCCUCUGUCGCCUACGCUGUCCGGCAUUUCGAACCCUUCCCAAGCCACCUCGGGUCUCGCCGGUCCAGGCGCGCGCCGCGCAGCUGGCGCGACAGGCAACAUCACGACCGGCCUCCCUAUCGAGGACAAGGACAAGGGCCCCAACAAGGGAGAUAUUCUCAACGGCGCUGUCAGCUGGACAAGAGACCUGAUGUGGAUGCUUCAUUUGAAGCUUCAGCAGCAGGAAGAGCUGAUGAACGCCAUUGCGGAACUCGGCGGCCAUUUUCCAUUCGAGCUGACUGAGGAUGAGAAGCGCAUGCAAACCGAGCUGAUGGAAGCCAUCUCCAAGAACGACACAAUGGGCUACACGCGCACGAGCGGGUCCGGCCUCAGAGUACCCCAUCACACUGAUUUCCGCGGCGAACCCCUCAACGGCUCAGGCAGCUCGGCCGAGGCUGUCUCUGUCAGCCCGGGUGACAACAACAACAACCGCAAUGGUACGGGUCUGACCAAUGAUCUCGGAGCCGGCAACGAGUUCUGGAACGACCCUGAUGACGAUGACAGCGGCCCAGCAUCACUCAACUUCAAGGAAGAGGAUGAGUUCGGCAUGGAUUUGACACAAUAG